GAACCGUCGAUUCCUGCAACUUCAAUAAGAGCAGGGGUUCCACAUCUGUGCUUCUUCCUUUCCACACGCUCAUAAUCCUUCUCCUACCUGUUUGAUUCGAAGAAGAAAUCGGAGGAGAAGAUGUUCGGCAGAGCGCCCAAGAAGAGCGAUAACACUAAGUACUAUGAGAUCUUGGGAGUUCCCAAGAACGCUUCCCAGGACGAUCUCAAGAAGGCUUACCGUAAAGCCGCCAUCAAGAACCACCCUGAUAAAGGUGGAGAUCCUGAAAAGUUCAAGGAGCUUGCUCAAGCUUAUGAAGUUUUGAGUGACCCUGAGAAGCGGGAAAUAUAUGAUCAGUAUGGUGAAGAUGCCCUUAAGGAAGGAAUGGGUGGUGGAGGUGGUAUGCAUGAUCCAUUUGACAUUUUCCAAUCUUUCUUUGGUGGCAAUCCGUUUGGUGGGGGUGGGAGCAGCAGAGGCCGAAGGCAAAGACGGGGAGAGGAUGUUGUUCAUCCUCUCAAGGUGUCUUUGGAGGACCUCUACAAUGGGACAUCGAAGAAGCUGUCUCUGUCCCGUAAUGUGCUAUGCCCAAAGUGCAAGGGUAAAGGGUCCAAAUCCGGUGCUUCAAUGACAUGUUCUGGUUGUCAAGGUUCCGGAAUGAAAGUUUCCAUUAGACAUCUUGGCCCAUCCAUGAUUCAACAGAUGCAACAUCCCUGCAAUGAAUGUAAGGGAACUGGGGAAACUAUUAGCGAUAAAGACAGGUGCCCUCAAUGCAAGGGUGAGAAGGUUGUGCAGGAGAAGAAGGUAUUGGAAGUUGUUGUCGAGAAGGGAAUGCAGAAUGGUCAGAGGAUCACAUUCCCCGGGGAGGCUGAUGAAGCUCCUGACACCAUCACUGGAGAUAUUGUGUUUGUCUUACAACAAAAGGAACAUGCUAAGUUCAAGCGAAAGGGUGAUGACAUUUUUGUGGAGCACACUUUGACCCUAACCGAGGCCCUUUGCGGUUUCCAGUUUGUUUUAACUCAUCUAGAUAAUAGACAGCUCCUCAUUAAGUCCCAACCCGGAGAAGUUGUUAAGCCUGACCAAUUCAAGGCCAUAAACGAUGAGGGAAUGCCAAUGUACCAAAAGCCCUUCAUGAGGGGGAAGCUUUACAUUCACUUUACGGUAGAUUUCCCCGAGACACUAACCCCCGAUCAAUGCAAGGCUCUUGAGGCUGUGCUGCCUCCAAGGCCCGCAACAAAGAUCACUGACAUGGAAUUGGACGAGUGUGAGGAGACCACUUUGUACGAUGUCAACAUCGAAGAGGAGAUGCGUAGAAAGCAGCAACAACAAGCGCAGGAGGUUUACGAGGAAGAUGAGGAUAUGCAUGGCGGGGCUCAGAGGGUACAGUGUGCACAACAAUGAUUUCCUUGAGGAGUUGAUGGCAGCAUCCAUCUGUGGAGUGGUGGGGGGUUAGGGGGAGAAUUUAGAAUCAUAGAUAAUUGGUUUUGCACUUUGUUAUUGGGUAAUCCGCAACAGAUAUUUUUAUAUUUAAUUUCAUUGGUUGACCUUAUUAGCAUGCAAGCAUAAAGAAAUUGCAAUAUGAUGCCAUUGUUUUAACUUU
Messenger RNA from Ipomoea nil (Japanese morning glory), 1576 nucleotides. RefSeq names its product dnaJ protein homolog. The record is from RefSeq and is a predicted model, not a curated record. The coding region runs from base 121 to 1377 and encodes 418 amino acids. Gene Ontology annotation, biological process: protein refolding; response to heat. Gene Ontology annotation, cellular component: cytoplasm; cytosol. Gene Ontology annotation, molecular function: ATP binding; Hsp70 protein binding. The transcript is spliced from 7 exons. Lineage: Eukaryota; Viridiplantae; Streptophyta; Magnoliopsida; Solanales; Convolvulaceae.